This is a messenger RNA of Dufourea novaeangliae, 2454 nucleotides long. Its product is annotated as transducin beta-like protein 3. Gene Ontology annotation, cellular component: nucleolus; 90S preribosome; small-subunit processome. The transcript is spliced from 15 exons. Gene Ontology annotation, molecular function: protein binding; U3 snoRNA binding. Bases 39 to 2435 code for a protein of 798 amino acids. Gene Ontology annotation, biological process: endonucleolytic cleavage to generate mature 5'-end of SSU-rRNA from (SSU-rRNA, 5.8S rRNA, LSU-rRNA); endonucleolytic cleavage in 5'-ETS of tricistronic rRNA transcript (SSU-rRNA, 5.8S rRNA, LSU-rRNA). Lineage: Eukaryota; Metazoa; Arthropoda; Insecta; Hymenoptera; Halictidae. The record is from RefSeq and is a predicted model, not a curated record.
UUUAACUCAUUACGAUGUGCAUAUAAUAUUCUGAAAAAAUGAGUAACGUCGCUUUAAAGGAAGCAUUUGAUGUUGAAUCAAAGUGUGGACCAUUUUAUACUGGAGGAAUUGUUCAAUGGAGUAAUGAUGGACAGUAUAUGUUCUGCCAAAAACAUGGUACAAUUUCUAUAGUAUCUUUAAAAGACUGUACAACAUUAAUAUCCAAUUUGGGUGAAGCGAGUAAUAAUGAAGAGGAAGAUACAAUUAAUUCAUUUACUGCAAGCACUAAUGACGAGAACAUAAUAACACAUCACAAAAGUGGCCUCUUCAAAUUGUGGAAUUGGAAAGAUAAUAAAUUGGUCAAGGUAUGGAAGUCCAUUCACAAGGGUCCGGUACACCAUAUUGCUUAUUGUAGUGAGCGAAAUUUAAUGGUCUCAGGAGGUAUCGAUGGUACUAUCAAAGUAUGGGACCUGAAUCAUCAUACUUGUACUCAUAAUCUGAAGGGAGCUCAAGGAGUUAUCAGUGUCUUAGCCUUUCAUCCAGACAUUGAGAAGAACCUUGUGUUCGCUGCAGGUGACGAUUUUAAAAUUUACGGUUGGAAUAUAACAACUGGGAAAAACAAAAUGACUCUUCCUGGACAUUUUAGUAAAGUCACAUCUUUAUCAUUUCACAGUAGUGGGAAUUACUUAGUCAGUUCGGGAAAAGAUAGAGUAUUAAUUUUAUGGAAUAUUUCCAAUGAAUCGUCAGUACGUGUUUUACCAGUCUAUGAAGAAAUAGAAGACAUAUUCAUUAUACCUAGUAAUGUAUCGCUACCUGUACCCCUUCAUAAUAAGUCAGAGGAUAAUGCUAUUUAUGUUGCUGCUGCAGGAGAAAAAGGUGUUGUUACAAUUUGGGAAAUGAAAACUGGCAGACAAGUGUAUGUGCAAAAAAAUUCCACUGUCUUAGCAGCCAAAGAAGAAGAAAACCUUUCUGUUACACAUUUACUUUAUAAUAACAAUAGUAUUACUUUUGCUGUAGUUACUGUCGAUCACAAUAUAAUUAUUCAUUCCUUAGAAACAUUUGAAUGCAUUAAGCAGUUGGUGGGUUACAGUGAUGAAAUUUUAGAUAUUGUGUACGUAGGAGAGAAUGGAAGUCAUUUAGCUGUUGCUACUAAUAGUUGUGAUAUAAAAUUAUAUGAAAUAUCGACGAUGAAUUGUGAAUUAUUACGUGGACAUACAGACAUUGUGUUAUCCCUUGCAUCAACACCUGUUAAUGUCUGCUUGUUUCUGUCUUCGGCAAAGGAUAAUAGUGUCCGCGUAUGGCAUAUGAUUAAGGAAACUGCAAAGGUACAUUGUAUUGCAUCUGCUACUAGGCACACUGCCUCCGUUGGUUCUAUUGCAAUUUCUCAAGCAUCUUGUAAAUUCUUCACUUCUGUUAGUCAAGAUUCUUGCCUUAAACUGUGGAAUUUACCAUCAGAUUUAAAAUUUGAAGACGAAAACUCUCUAACUGUAGUUCAUACAGUUGUGGCUCAUCAGAAAGAUAUUAAUUGUGUAACUGUUUCACCAAAUGAUAAAUUAAUUGCCACGGGAUCGCAAGAUAAAACAGCGAAACUAUGGUCAGCCAAUGACUUACAAUUACUUGGUGUAUUUCAUGGCCACAAAAGAGGUGUCUGGUGCGUACGGUUUUCCCCUGUUGAUCAAGUACUUUUGACAACAUCGACAGACUGCACAGUGAAGCUUUGGUCACUGAAAGAUCUCUCCUGUUUAAAAACAUUGGAGGGUCAUGAAUCAUCAGUAUUGAAGGCAGAAUUUUUAACACGUGGUAUGCAGUUAAUUACAGCAAGUGGGGAUGGUCUUUUGAAACUUUGGAGUAUUAAAACGUCAGAAUGUGUAUGCACUUUACAAGAGCAUGAUAGUCGUGUAUGGACAUUGGCUGUCAGGAAAGAUGAGAAAGCUAUAAUCAGUGGUGGAAGCGAUUCAUUGUUAAUUAUAUGGAAGGAUGUAACCGAAGAGAAAAAAGAAAAAGCAAUAUCAGAAAUUAAACAGAUUGCACUUGAAGAACAACAAUUAGCAAAUUUACUUAAGGCCAAUCAGCUAAGUUCUGCAUUGAGAUUAAGUUUGAAAUUAAAACGGCCUCUGCAAGUACGUAGGAUUGUAGAAUGUAUUUUAAGCAAAAGUAGUUCCCAACUUACACAAACAAUUGCUGAAUUAAAACGUACGCAUAAAGAAGAGCUGUUUACAUGCGCUAUUGCGUGGAAUACGAACAGUAGAAGUUGCCACCUGGCUCAGGUAGUUUUAAAUGCCCUAAUAGUGGAAUGGGAAUGUGAGAAUAUAAAAUCAGCCUCCACACUGGAAUCUGCAAUACCAUAUACUGAACGGCAUUAUUCAAGAAUCACAAAGUUGUUGCAAAAUCUCCACCUAUUGACAUACACACUUAAUCGUAUAAAACCACAUAUGACGUCUGUACAAACCAAAUAAAGUGGAAUGAAAUUAAUUA